AUGAGUAAAAAAGUUAAUGAUCUUAUAAAUGAUGUUCUUAGCGAUUUAGAAACAUAUAAGUCUAAUAUAAAAAAAAUUAAAUCUUCAAUAAGCUCUGGUGAUCAGGAAUUAAUAAAUUUAGUUUUGUAAACUACUGAGUAUUGUUUAACCAACUCAACAGUUAAGCCAAUUGCUAUUCUUAACUCUUUGAGACUCUUAAAAGAGUCAAUGGAUACGAAGAAUAUCGAUAUGAUUAAUAAGCUAAAUAAGCACAAAACAAUUUUAGAUUCAAUGUUUUAAAUAGCAAAAUUUGAUUACUAAAGCUAAAAUGAUGAUAGAGGAUCUCUUUAUUAUGGCGAAAAAGCAGAGUAGCAAAUGUAAAUUAUUGGAAAUAGCUUAGUGAGGUUAAGUUUGGAGUGUUUCUUAUUUUGGUCUUAUUUAUAUCAAAAUAAUUUAGAAAAUCCUAGCGAAAUCUCUUCUUAUUUGUAAUAUUAUGAAUCACUUGUAGAAUUAGGUGUUAAAUUUCCUGAAAAAAUCAAUUAUUUUAAAUAAGCUUUAAAAGAAAUGUAACAAUAGUCUUCCAAUCCAUAAACUGAAUAAGUAUAGGAUUAAAAAUAACAAAACAAUGAAAAAGGGAAUUAAAGAGACAUCUCAUAAGAAAUAGAGGAUUUGAUAAGUAAGUUUAACAGUGUCAUUUUAUAAAUUGAAGUCAAUAUUAGCAAUGAAAAAAGUGAUUAAAAUAUUAAUUAACAAGAACUCGAAAGCUAGUUUGCUGUCGUGGAUUUGUUUGUUGAUAAAUCAUUUGAAUUUAUACAGCUGAUUAAUACUUAAUAUAAAAAUUUAGAAAUGAAAUACAAACAGUACUUAUCUAAUUUAUAAAUAAAGGCUAUAUCAGUGUAGAAAUCAUACAAAUCUUACAGAUAGAAAAAUAUUGAUUUUAUUAAAUUAAGAAAUUUAUUUUUAGAAACUACCAAUAAGGAACUUUUAUAAAUAAUACUUGAGGAGGAAGAGCAAGAAAAAAAGACAAAAUAAAAUACUGCUUUGCCUUCUAAAUCUAAUCAAGCAAAUCACCACUUAGAAAUAGAAGAAAUAGAUGAAAUUGAUUAUGGAGAUUCAAAAAUUAGUAGUAAGCAAAGAUCAAACAUUUCAAGUAGUGGAUUUACUAUUGAAGAUAGUAAUUCUGCAAAAGAUAAAAAAACUAAAUAAAAAGAAGAAUCACCUAGACUUUAUUAUUAUAAUCAAUCGAGUGAAAAGAAAUAUAGUAAAUAGUAAUCAGAAGAGAGAAAAUCUUCAACAAGGUACGACGAUAACAAUGAUUAUGGAGAAAUGGUUGAUAAAAAGGAAAAUAUUAAAGAUGAAUCUAAAAAUAUUAUCUAAUAUGAUAAUGUUGUAUAUCUAAAUAAGCAGGAUAACAGUAAAAAUUUAAAUCCUAGAGAUAGUUUUGGCAAUUAUCCAAGUGCUAUAUAAUCGAACAAGCAAGAAGAUAACAUCUAACCUAAAUUUGGUUCUUAAUUUAAUACAACAAACAAUAGCAGCCGGGGUGUUAUCUAAAAUAAUAGUAGCAGUAACUUCUCCUCAUCAAAUAACACUCCAGCCUUCAGGGUAGAUAGCAAUAAUUAAUAAUAAAUGAAAUCUUUUAGAGAAAACUAAGAAGACGCAAAUUUAAGUCAAAGAAAUUUAGAAGAAAAGCAGAUGGAAAUUUAAAGAUUAAAUAAUCUCUUAAGUGCAAAAGAAAAAGAAAAGGAAUUAAUUGAAAAAGAAGUGAAAAUAAAUAAAGAUGAGAAAGAAAUGCACAAGAGAGAAAGUGAAAGGUAAAAAAUAUCUAUUGAAAAGUUAGAAAAUUAAAUAAGUGUUUUAGAGAGAGAAAGAAAUCUAAUUAUAGAUGAGAAGGAUAUUUUACAUUAGAAGCUGGAACAGGCUUUAGAAAAAAUUUCAUAAUUGACAAAUAAAACUAUAUAAAAUUAACAAUAAAUGACUGAUUAUCAACUGAUUAUGUCUGAAAAUUCUUAACUUAGAUAGGAAUUGAAUUAAUUUAAAAAUCAUUAUUAAGAAAUGGUGGACUCUCAUGAAAAAAGAGAAAAUGAAAUGUUGCAAAGAAUAAGAGAGAGUGAAAAGGAGAAAGCUUAAAAAGAAAAUGAAAGUGAUAAAGAAAAGCUCAGGCUUAAUGAAAAAAUAAAAGACUUACAAAAUUAGAUUCACGAUAUUGAAGAGUAAAAUAGGAUAUUAGAAGAAAAUGUUGAACACUCAAAAAGAAUAUCUCUAGUUGUUGAUGAAUAGAAGUAGUCUGAAAGUAAAAAAACUUAAAGCAUGGUGUAAGAAUUGCAGAGUAAAAGAACUAUAAUUGAGAAAUACGAAGCUGACAAUGAAAGACUCUCUAAAUAGAUCACCAUCUUAAAGGACGAUAUGAAGAGACAAAACGAAUAUUUAUCAGACCUAGAAUCUUAGCUGAAUAAUGUUUAGAUAGAAAGAGAUCAGUUAAAAAAUAAAGUUUAAGAUUUGCUUUAAUAAUUAAGCGAUGAAAGAGCAAAAGCAGUCUCACAUCAGCAACUAGAAUUGGAAUCUAUUAAUGUUGAUCAGAAAUUUUAAAAUGAAAGAUUAGAAUUCAAUUUAAAAAUUGAAAAGAUAGAAUUGGAAAAUAUUAAAUUGCAGAAGGAUCUUCUUGCUAAAAAAGAAUAUAUUGAUUAAUUGAAUCAAAAUAAUGCUGAGCUAAAUGAUCUUAUUUAAGACUUAAAAGAAGAAUCAAAAUAACUUAAUAGCAAGCUUGAGCAGCAAAAUAUAAAGAUUAGAGAUUUAAAUAGUAUAUAGUAACAGUAAUAAAAGUCUGCUCGAUCAAUGUCAACUGAUAGAUAAUUUAACUAAGAAGAAUUAAAUUUGUUGAAGUCUCAAAUAUAAGAGCUUUAAAAUGAAAGAAACGCUCUCAAAAGAGAAAUCGAAGAAAACAAAAAUUCUAAAUUAACUUAUAGGUCUGUUAACAACUCAUAAACAGGAGAAAAUAAAUCCUAACAAGUAGAAAUAGAAGAAAAAUUAUAAUUCCAACAACAGCAAAUUGACUAACUAAACAAAAUUAUUUAAUCAUUUUAGCCUAUUUAAACAGAAAACUAAAGACCAAAAAGCAAAAGAGAUCAUCUGGAAAUACAAACAUCUGAAAACUAGAACGUCAUUCAUACAUUUGAUUAGACAUUAAAAUCUACAUAGUUUUCUAGCUAUAAUGGUUAAGAUAUGAUGAGAAUAGAUACAAAGGCAACUCCUACAUCUAAACCACCUAUCUAUGUAAGAGAUUCUAUCUCAGAAGAAUAAUCUACAUAGCCUAAUAUCUCUGUUUCCAGGAAUUAGCUCAGCUUAACCCAAAAUUUGAACCCUUUAAUGCUAAAGCUUUCUAACAUCACCACUAAUAGUAGUGAUCAAAUAAACUAAAUUCAAGCAUCUAAUUAUUAUUAACACAAACUUAUGUAAGAUUUAUUUGCAGCUUAAGGCUAUUUAAACUAAAAUAAUACUCUUAAUACCUCUUUUAAUAAUACUAAAAAUGAUUUUAAUGCUUCUGGAUAAAUUCAAGUAUAAAAAGUUCUCCAUUCAGAACCAACUACUUAAACGCCAUAAAGUAGAAAAUUUUCUCUUGAUUAAAUGAUUGCAUAAUAGCAAAUUCCUUAAAGUGUUAAAAAUUAAAGAGGUCUCAACACCAUCGAAGAAGAGUCAAGUAAUAACACUUACAGGAAGAGGCCAACAAUAAGAAGUAAAAGUAAUAUGCAUAAUUACUCAAAUAAUUCUUAGAACUAUUUAAAUUUGAGUGAUUAUUUGAGGAGCAAAACACCAAUUCAUUCUGGCAAUUCAACAACAAGCCACAGCCAAUACUUUUCUAAUACAAUGGGAUUAUUUAACAACACUAAUUAAGCUAAUAACUUCUAAAGUAGUAGUAAUGGUUUUGGUCAGUCAAGAAGCAGAUAAGAAAGCAGGAAUAAUAGUAGAUGUGACAGUAGAGUUUCAAGUGAUUUUUUAAACCUCUCUGCAGAACAAAAGGACUCUUAAGAUAAUACACUUUAUCUUGACAUUGAAAAUAAUGAUUAUCAUUUAAGUACUCACAACAAUACUAGCUUUAAUAUAAAUCCUCAAUAAUAAAAUUCAGUCAACUAAAAUAUUAAUGUAAUUACCAAUAAUAACAAUCUAAGCAACACAUAAAAUGCUAUUUAAGCUACCUUUUUAACUAAAAGAAGUCAAUCUCAAAAUUCUUCAAAAUAAAAUUUACAAAAAAUAAACAAUAGUGGAAUGAUACUCACUCUUUAGCCUAAUUCUUUCCAGCAAACAUUUAAUUUAAAUGAAACUGAAAACUUUGCUACAACAACAACAAACUUGCAAUCUUCUACAAUAACUCCAAGUGAAAGAUAAAAAUGUGAUUUCUUCUUUUAGUAGUUAAUUUAUCCAUUUCAAAAACCUGAUGAUUACUACAACAACAAAAAUAAAUCAAACAAUAUUAAAGGCUAACUUCUCAAAUUUAAUAAUUUAAUACAAUAAAACUAUUUGAAGUAAUUUUAAAAAUCUUCUUUAUCAAACUUGUUAGAGCAAGAUAAUAAAGAAAGCUCUUCUUUUGAUAGAUUCAGAAAAUCAUGCCUAUCUGAUAAAGGGGUUAUCUCUUAAAGUAGUAUUUUGAAAGUUGGAACACUAACAUCCCAUCAUUAUAGCUAAACAAAAAAACAUUUCUUAAAAAUAACAGUGCAUUUUUUAAAUAUUUCUAAGCAGGAAAUCACCCAUUUAUCAUACAUCAACAUAGAAAAUCAAGAUGUUGUUGUAAAAAUGAAUCCGACUGUUGUUAAAUGUGAUAUACCAUCAGAACACAAAGUUAAAGUAGACCUAUUGAUUCAAAUUAUAAAAAUCCCAUUUAAUUUACCAGAGGGAUCGAUAUUAUUAACGCAAAAUGGAAAAGAUUAGCAAGUCUAACUAGUUCUCCCUGCUAUGAUUAACAAAUUUAUGGUCUAUAAAGAUGUAAAUAUAACAAUAUUCAAAUAGAAAUGGUAAUUCAUUCAAUAAAAAUAUAUAUUUAAGUCUUAAGAAUUUUAGUACUCUACCAAUAUACUUAAAAAUUCUUUUAGUAUUAUGAAAUAUUUCCCAUAAUUGAUUGAACUAACUCCUUUUGAAAAAGAUGAGCAUAUUGCUGGAAUAAGUGAUUUUAAAGUUGGCGGGUUAGUUUCAUUCAUUUAGAAAGAAAAUAGUGAGUAUAUGCUUAAGUUCAUAUUUAAACCACUUUAAAAAAUGUAAAUAUAAUUUGCUAUAUCUCAACAGAAUACUGUUGAAUAAUUUGACUAGCAAUUAGCAGAACAUUUCAUAAAUACAAUAUACUUCUUACUAAAGUAAUGA
Molecule: messenger RNA, 5325 nt
Organism: Tetrahymena thermophila SB210
Lineage: Eukaryota; Ciliophora; Oligohymenophorea; Hymenostomatida; Tetrahymenidae
Exons: 13
Source: RefSeq, a predicted model, not a curated record